GUCAUGUGAAUACAAUCAACUUGCACCUUCGGACCCCACACGUACACACACACACAUGCACGCACGCACGCACACACAUACAAGAGGAGAAGCUGCUUCCUUCUCCUUUCUGAACCUUCCGACUAUCUCCUUCAGUUGACCCCAACCUUAUAAAAGACUUAAUAUCUCAUAAAUUUCUCAUCUCCCCACAUAGACUUUCUUGUGUGUAUAUAUAUCUACAUCUGAUAAUAGCUUCAUCUCCUGCUCCUGCAAGAUCACCUGAACUCGAUUCCUGAUCUCAGACCAUUUUCCGGCCAUUUCCUGACAUGGGUACCCCCGAUUGCACCGAUACCUCGAUCGGUUCGGUCGAACAAGUGGGUGUCGUGAUAGAUGUGGACGAGCCGAACGUCGCCCUGCCACCGCCGGAGAAGCGAACCCACGAAGAACUGCAGCGGAUGGGGAGCGGGAGCAUUGUCGUCGACCCGGAGCCCGGCGCCGAGGCCGACUCCAUGCCGUCGACGAGGAAGCUCCCGUCUUCUCAAUACAAGGGCGUGGUUCCCCAGCCCAAUGGCCGGUGGGGGGCGCAGAUAUACGAGAAGCACCAGCGCGUCUGGCUAGGGACGUUCAACAAGGAGGGCGAGGCGGCGAAGGCCUACGAUAUCGCCGCCGUGAAGUUCAGAGGGAAGGACGCGAUCACCAACUUCAAGCCCCUGGCGGAGGACGACAUAGAGUUCCUAUUUCUCAGCUCCCACUCUAAGGCUGAGAUAGUCGACAUGCUCAGGAAGCACACCUACUAUGAUGAAUUGAACCAGAGCAAGAAGAACAGGCUGAUGAUGUUGUCCAGUGAUAAAUCGGAGAGGUUUUUGACGUUUGAUGUGUUGUCUGCACGUAAGAUGGCGUUGGGCAGGGACGGUUUCCGGCUCAGGGAAGAAGACGAGACGGAGUUGCUUUUCGAGAAGGCCGUCACGCCGAGCGACGUCGGAAAAUUGAACAGGUUGGUGAUACCCAAGCAGCACGCCGAGAAAUACUUUCCCAUGGAGGUGGCGAGCUCGAGCGCAUGCAAGGGCGUGCUCCUGAAUUUCGAAGACGAGAAUGGCAAGGUGUGGAGGUUCCGGUACUCCUACUGGAACAGCAGCCAGAGCUACGUGCUCACCAAGGGGUGGAGCCGCUUCGUCAAGGAGAAGGGCCUCCGCGCCGGAGACACGGUGAGCUUCGCCCGCUCCAAUGGAUCCGACCGGCAGCUCUACAUCGGUUGGAAGGCAAGGCCGACCGGAAUGGCAUCCGGAAUCGUGCCUCCGGUCCACCCUCAGGUCAGAAGAGGAUGCUUCCUGUGGCCGACGACGACGCCGGCCAGACCGGAGAUUCAGUCUGAACCGUCCGUCCGGCUCUUCGGCGUCGACCUUCUCAAGACGCCGAGUCUUAGUUUGAAAAGGGGCGGCGAGUUGGAUCUGAUGAGCAGGGAGAGCUGUAAGAAGCAGUGCUGUUAGGGAUCUGUAAUUCUUUCUUUUUCCACGAGGGGGAACUGUAUAAUGCUCAACACAGUCCUUUUUCUUCUCUCUCUCUCUUUUUUUCCCAGUCAUCUUCCUUUUGGGAGUACUGCAGUAGAAUUAGCGCUUGUUUUUGCCUGCAAAGGUUUGUUUUAUGUACAUAAUGGAAAUUUUUUUUCUGGUUGAGAUGACAAAAGAUGGUGAUGUUUUA
Molecule: messenger RNA, 1677 nt
Organism: Nymphaea colorata (pocket water lily)
Lineage: Eukaryota; Viridiplantae; Streptophyta; Magnoliopsida; Nymphaeales; Nymphaeaceae
Product: AP2/ERF and B3 domain-containing transcription factor RAV1-like
Exons: 1
Coding region: 306-1466 (386 amino acids)
Biological process (GO): regulation of DNA-templated transcription
Molecular function (GO): DNA binding; DNA-binding transcription factor activity
Source: RefSeq, a predicted model, not a curated record